Messenger RNA from Acanthamoeba castellanii str. Neff, 1542 nucleotides. RefSeq lists its product as uncharacterized. The record is from RefSeq and is a predicted model, not a curated record. The coding region runs from base 1 to 1542 and encodes 513 amino acids. The transcript has 12 exons. NCBI's taxonomy places the organism in Eukaryota, Discosea, Longamoebia, Acanthamoebidae.
AUGGCAGGAGAUACAGCGGUAGGCGCAUCCUACUCUACCCCCGUGGCGGCGAUUUUCAUCUACAACCUCAUCGUUGGCGUCGGCUGCCUGACUCUUCCUCAUGCCUUUCAAGCGGCUGGAAUCGUCCUGUCUGCCGUGUUCCUCCUGUUUAUGGCCUUUUUGAGCUUUAUGACGGCAACCUGGGUGGUUGAAACCAUGGCGGCCGCCAACGCGCUCCUGGAAAAGGACCGACUGGUAACCUCUACUGACCGAGAGAAGCAAUCGCUUGUGGAUAAGGAUGAUGAAAAAGCUGGUCUGCUCGACGACGGGGAUUCCUUCCGAGUGCAGGACUCGGACACUGACAUCACUAUCACGGGAAGCGUUAACCAAUACAAGCUGAGCAGCGAGUAUUCGUUUUCGACCAACGCUCUUCAGCACGACCAGAUCCGCGUGAGGGACGUCCACGACUUCUUCCACCUGGAUCAGCGAGUCGAAGUGGGCAUGAUGGCCGAUAUCUUCCUCGGCUGGAUUGGCCAAAAGUUGUUCUACGUCAUUCUCUGCGUCUACCUGUUUGGUGAUCUGGCCAUCUAUGCCGUUUACGUUCCUCGAUCCCUCGUCACCGUGACGGGCAGCUUCUCGUUGGGCGAUUGGCACAUCAGCGAACAGGAUGCCUACUACAUCUUCCUCGCACUCUUCACGCUGGGCACUGCGCCCUUCUGCUUCUUCGACUUUCAGAAGACCAAGUACAUGCAGUUCGGCACCAUGUUCUGCCGCAACGCCGCCUUCGCUACGUUCGUCACCUCGUCCACACCUACCAUGGUGGUCAUCGCCAUCAUCGCCAUCGCCAAGGGAGAUGGACCCACCGUGAGCAAGAUCGAAAUCGCCAACUUCAGCUUACGUGAGCACCAUUUGGACAGCAUUCCCGGUCUGCUGGCACCCGUGGAGAAGAAGAACAAGGUAACGACGCUGUUCACCGUAGAUUUUGUGUCUAUCUUCAUUGCCUACAUUCUCCUGGCCUACUCCGCCGUCUUCGCCUACGAUCAGUAUCCGAUUCCCUCUACCUACACCACCUUCUUCAGGGGCAAGACCAAUGAGGUGGUGGCGAUCAUCCUGGCCCUGUACCCCGUCUUCACGUUGACGACCAACUUUCCUCUCAUUUGCAUCACCCUCCGCAACAACAUCAUCCGCUUCGACGGCGCGUGGGCGUGGGUGAACCGGGUGAAGCGUCCGCUGAGCACCAUCGUCGCCCUCACCCCGGCGAUCAUAAUCGCCUUUGGCACCUGCGAUGUGUCUCUGCUGGUCUCCAUCACGGGCUCCUACCCCGGUCUAGGCAUCAUGUUCUUCAUCCCCAUCGUACUCGUCUUCUUCGCGCGACGACGAGUGAGGCAAGUGUUCGGCGAGAGCGGGUCGUACAACAAGCACCGAUCGCCGUUCCACCACUGGGUGUGGUUGGCCCUGGUGGCAGCCAUCGCGUGCGGCUUCCUGGGCUUCACCAUCUACAACAUGAUCCGCGACGCCAUCGACGGCCAGCUCGCCAGCGGCAGCGGAUCCUGCUCUGGCUAA